This is a messenger RNA of Salvia splendens (bonfire salvia), 498 nucleotides long. RefSeq names its product receptor-like protein 9DC3. The transcript has 2 exons. Bases 1 to 498 code for a protein of 165 amino acids. Lineage: Eukaryota; Viridiplantae; Streptophyta; Magnoliopsida; Lamiales; Lamiaceae. The record is from RefSeq and is a predicted model, not a curated record. Gene Ontology annotation, molecular function: protein binding.
AUGCUGCAAGUUUUUGAUGUAUCUCGUAAUGCAUUUACUGGCAAUCUCCCCCAUGAAUAUUUGAGGAAUUUCAAAGGGAUGAUUGAUGUACAAGAGAAUCAUCAAGGAGAACAAGAUGUGUCUCAAUUAUAUAUAGAUUCAUUGACAAUAACAAUGACAUUAACAGUGAAAGGAGGUAUACCUGCAUCUCUUGGAAACAUUACGGAACUCGAGUCGUUGGACCUGUCCUCAAACCGUUUGGAAGGGGAAAUUCCAACAGAGCUAACAAAACUCACAUUUCUUUCUGUGAUAAAUAUUUCAGGGAAGAUUCCUCAAUCCAGUGGCCAGUUUUCCACAUUCGAAAAUACAUCAUAUGUUGGGAAUUCUGGACUAUGUGGAAUUCCUUUAUCACGAACAUGUGAAGAGCCUUCGCCUCCAGUGAUGCUGCAAGAGGAUGAUGAUUAUGGUAUUCUAGAGGGAUUCGGUUGGCAGGCUGUUGUUUCUAGUUAUGGAUGUUGA